Molecule: messenger RNA, 1677 nt
Organism: Orbicella faveolata
Lineage: Eukaryota; Metazoa; Cnidaria; Anthozoa; Scleractinia; Merulinidae
Product: tetratricopeptide repeat protein 17-like
Biological process (GO): actin filament polymerization
Cellular component (GO): cytoplasm; actin cytoskeleton
Molecular function (GO): protein binding
Source: RefSeq, a predicted model, not a curated record
AUAAAAGUAGCCGAAAUAAAUGGAAGAUUUAAAUUUAGUUCUCUCGUAAGAACUGUGAGGGAUUUUAUCAGUUUAUAGGUAGGUAUGAGUUGUUUUCCCAGCGGAUAACAAAUUUUCUUUUCAAUCCAAUGUAUAGCAAAUCGGCUUUGAGCCUGAAUAACAGAAAAAAAGAUUUCGCACAAAUAUGCAGUACCCCGCUCUGGUCAGCUGCACGCUAGGACACGCUACGAAAAAUCAAUAUUUCAAUCCGGGGCAUCGUCGUCAUAUCUCUCUUAGCGACCCUUGGAGCAUGCUCAGUGUGGGUUUAUCGUGGAGCGUUACAACUUGUAGAUUAUCGAUGUGUACAUUUCUGAAAUAAUUCCUCUGCGACUGCAAUAUAAUUCACCAUUGCUUCACCCCAGCCAUGAGUGCGGAUUAUCCGUAUUUGUCGUACCUGGCUUUGUAUAUUGUUUCCGCCAGCUUGUGGAGUUCAGAUACUAUGGGAGCGACACACUGGAUUCUGAACGAGAGGGAUGGAGUUGUACGUGCCAGCAGUGGAAAUGACAUACUGAAAUCCGAUCCGGUGCUGUCUAUUCUGACGAAAACUAACCCUCCCAAGACGGGAAAUGGUAGAAAAACAAACUGUGACCAAUGCAGUAAGGGCAGAUCUCAUGGUCUAAGUCCUGUAGUUGGCGCAGUGGGUCCCACAUCUUUAGAGUUAUUUCCUGCCCCACAGUUAACAUGUGGUCCGUCAGUUAAUGAAACCUUCUAUGAUCACUUGGAAGGAAUUGCAAACCGCGAAUACCAUCCAACCUUUAUGGAGCCUGAUGUGGCCAUGCUCUUCAAGAAGAGUGAAGUUGAAGACAUUGAUUUAGGUCUGAUUGAAUCAAACUUAAGAAGAGCAAUUGAAGAAAGUCCAAAUUCAGUUGUUGUAUGUAACCACGUUGGGAAUUUCUGGAGAAUCAGAGGAAGCACGUACCACUCCAUAGAGUGCUUUAGACGAGCCUUGUAUUAUUCACCAAAUGAUGCCGAUGCCCUCCUAAAUCUUGCAAAGGUCCUAUUCAAUUUGAACUAUGUUCAAGAUGCUGCGUAUCUGGCACGGAGGUCACUAGAAAUGCAGCCUUCUGAGCACAACUGUUGGUUACAGCAUUUUACCCUUGGUGAAAUUCUGAGGGCAAGUGGAGACCUGGAAGAAGCAGGGAUCCAUUUCAGACAUGCAUUGGACCUCAACCCAGCAUUUGAACUGGCAGAGGUGCACCUGCGGGAGAUUGGAUCACCGUCCACCUCUACCACAAAUACAUACACAUUCUUGAUAAUAGGCCUACUUGUGGUGGUUGUCUUAGCCACAGUCUACUUCAUGACGCUAACAAGUGAAAGUCGUGGGACAAAGAGCAGCCGCAUGCCACUUUGGUCAGAAGGAAAAAGACCAAAGAAGAGACCUAUCACAUGAAGCAUUCUGUAUUAUGAAAACUCCAGAGACAUUUUUUUUUUGCACAAUAGGAUGUCAUUAAUUUGCAUCUUUGCAACCUGAAAACUUUUUUAAAGAAAACUGAAAGUUGUCAAUCAAUCUUGUAAAAGUAUUUGACAUGUAGAGUCACAAAUCCCAUGAAACUGGAGGCUAUGCUCUUUUAUAAAAAUUUGAUAUUCAGAUAUUUGCAUGGAAAUUAGCUGUUUUUAAUUAAAGGAAUGUCCCAACAA